Molecule: messenger RNA, 1679 nt
Organism: Trichosurus vulpecula (common brushtail)
Lineage: Eukaryota; Metazoa; Chordata; Mammalia; Diprotodontia; Phalangeridae
Gene: ADI1
Product: acireductone dioxygenase 1
Exons: 4
Coding region: 78-617 (179 amino acids)
Molecular function (GO): acireductone dioxygenase [iron(II)-requiring] activity
Source: RefSeq, a predicted model, not a curated record
GGCUUGCUAAGUUUGGGGACUGGCUGAGGCCUUGGAGGAGUUCUCCCAAGAAAGAAGAGGCGCUGUCCCGAGCAGAAAUGGUGGAGGCCUGGUACAUGGAUGACUCUGCGGAGGAUCAGAGGAAACCGCACAGAGCCGAGCCCGAGCGCCCGGUCAGCCUGGAGCAGCUGCAGCAGCUCGGCGUCUUUUACUGGAAACUGGAUGCUGACAAGUAUGAGGAUGAUCCAGAGCUAGAGAAGAUCCGAAAAGAAAGAAACUACUGCUGGAUGGACAUAAUAACCAUUUGUAAAGACAAGCUGCCAAAUUAUGAAGAAAAGAUCAAGAUGUUUUAUGAAGAACAUUUACACCUUGAUGAUGAAAUUCGCUAUGUCCUGGAUGGAAGCGGAUACUUCGAUGUGAGAGAUAAAGAAGACAAGUGGAUCCGCAUCUUCAUGGAGAAAGGAGACAUGAUAACACUUCCAGCUGGGAUUUAUCAUCGCUUCACCCUGGAUGAAACGAACUAUGUUAAGGCGAUGAGGCUGUUUGUUGGAGAACCCGUCUGGACAGCAUACAAUCGUCCGGCUGAUCAUUUUGAAAUUCGAGGACAGUAUUUGCAGUUUCUGGCCCAAAGAGCAUAGUGAUGCUCCCCGGAGACUGACACACUACUUGGAAAAGGGCCAAACAUGAUAAUUAAGCAAUUUGUUAAUAGUUUCUCCUUUUCUUCCACGUCAAGGACUUGAUUUUGAGUUCUUUCCUUUUCAAAAUUGCCUUAUUUAAGAAGGGAAAAGUCAUUAAUUCAACAUGGAAUGAACUGAGAUUGAAGACAAAUCCUUACUUAAAAAAAAAACAAUAACUUUUUGUUUCUCUAAAUAUAAAGCAAGAAUUCUGGUUUGGGUUUCGUGGAUUCAGAUAGUAGAAAAUAUGUCCCUAAAAGUAAUAGAGUAAAAUCCUUUUUUGCUAAUAAUCUUUUAAAAGUAGGAUAUUAAUCCCAUCCCUGGCACUGUGAAGGAUAGGUGUUUAUGUAUCAGGUAAGCAUUAGAAAUUGGUUCUAAUUAAUUACUUAGUUAAUUAGAAAUCUCUUGAUUCUAACUCUGAACCUUUUGGAUGAAAGAUACUACAUGGAUUCAUUGUAUCCCAAGUUAUUAGUAUUUCUAUGACAUGAGACAUGUCAGGCACAUCUACUGUUUGCCUAUAUCCUACAGAACCAGAUCUUUCCAACAUUGUAAGAAAAUUUGCUUAGACUUUCCAGUGGAACUUUAUUGUUUUGUGACAUGGUUGUGCCUAAUUUGUUAAUUCUAUAGAAAAAUCAUCAUCAAACAGAAAUGAACAAUUCUUUGAAUAAGUGCCUUAUUUCCAAACAUUCAAAAUAUUUGGAAAUCUGUCUUCAUCUUGAACUUUUCAACAAGGCUUGUACUAACCAGGUCACAUUCCUGCCCUAAAAGAUGAGAAAAAGUGAAAGAUCAAGUUCAAUGAAUGUCUCUUAAAUUCUCUGUUUGCUAAAGUCAGCUGUCAGCUGAUCAAAUGAUUCUCUUAGGACCCAAAUACUCUCACUUACCUAAGUCAUUAUUCCAUGUAAAUAAUCAAACAGAAAAUGCUUAACUGCUAACUUUUUAAGAUUAGUCUUUUAAAAUGUCUUUUGUAAAGCAAAACUUUGUAAUUAUUGUAGAAACUGAACAUUAAAGAGAAUAGAAAUUCAAACA